Molecule: messenger RNA, 3133 nt
Organism: Cephus cinctus (wheat stem sawfly)
Lineage: Eukaryota; Metazoa; Arthropoda; Insecta; Hymenoptera; Cephidae
Product: peroxidasin homolog
Exons: 8
Coding region: 88-2190 (700 amino acids)
Biological process (GO): response to oxidative stress
Molecular function (GO): peroxidase activity; heme binding
Source: RefSeq, a predicted model, not a curated record
UCCUCUCAAAUAGUUAACUGGGCCCUGAGACAAGACUUAAUAAUACCAUUUUUACCCAAGCAUUCAUUUUCGAAUUAUGUUUCCAAAAUGAAAAGACACAGGCUAGACAUGAUUGCUUUCGUAUUACGGUUUCUCAGCCUCCUGGUGAUCUCACAGUGCACGCUGCUGCCGACGAGAAUGUUGCAGGACAUCAGUAAACGCGCCAAUCUAUCGAUGGACAGGUACGAUCGGAUGGAGGAGGCUAUUCUCAACUCCAGGAUACACCUUCCUCAAGGAUCACCGUCCUGGUACUUGGGAGCAUCUCACGAGAUGUCAGAGGCAGCUCAAAUACUGUCUAGACGAGCACUUCGCGGUGAGACAAUGUCCGUGAUGCUGGUGGAGGCUUUAAGAAUGUCGCCCAAAGACGCCCUUGCGCUUUUACCCUCCGUCGGUACUACGAUCUGCGCCGAGGACACUUUGAAGUUCAUCAGGAUGAUGAGAGAAUGUAAUAAUAUCGACAACCGAUACAGAACCUAUAACGGAAGAUGUAACAAUGCCAUUCAUCCUACCUGGGGAGCCGCCCUUGAGGCGUACUCCAGAUUUCUUCCGCCAGAGUAUAAAGAUGGCGUCUCUCUACCAAGGACCGAUCUGCCUAGUGCUCGGGACGUGUCUUCAAAAAUUCACGCAGGCGGUCCCGACAUAAAGCAUCCUUACCUCAUGGCCCUGGCUGCGCUCUUUGGACAGUUCCUCGCGCAUGAUCUUGCUCAUACCCCCAAGAUGGUACUUCCCGAUGGGACCAGGUUAAAGUGCUGCGACGUGGAAUUUGAAAAUUUUCAUCCUGAGUGCUUCCCCAUACUAGCUGAAAAUUCUAUACAGUGUAUGGAAUAUUCGCGAUCAGCUCCCCAUCCCGGAAACGUCUUUCAGGGUUGUAAGCUGGGACCUCGACAGCAAAUUAAUCAGGCCACGUCCUACCUGGAUCUAUCUCACGUGUAUGGAACUUCGGAGGAAACCGCCAAGUCCCUGCGCUCCGGCAAGGACGGUUUGCUCAGCACCCAAAGGACGAAUCUUCCUAUGCCAUCCAAAGAUGCCGAAGGCUGCAGAAGCAAUAGCGACGCCUUCCCCUGCUUCCUCAGCGGCGAUUCCAGGAUCAACGAGCAUCCGGGCGUCGCUCUGAUGCACGUCCUGUUCAUGAGGGAGCAUAACAGGAUUGCCAAGAAAUUGGCGCAGCUCAACCCUCGGUGGGACGACGAGAGAAUUUAUCAAGAAAGCAGAAAAAUAGUAAUUGCCGAGAUGCAGCACGUUACUUACAACGAAUUCCUUCCGGUCGUCCUCGGGGAGACGAUGCUGGACAAAUACGAUCUACGUCUCACGGCACAAGGAUACUUCCGGGGCUAUAAAUCUCAGACAGACGCGACGAUAUCAAAUGCCGCAGCAUCCGCAGGAUUGUCAUUCGUCGCUGCUCUCACUCCAAAGACCCUGGACCUGGUCGAUACUCGGUCUGCUAUUAAAUCUGGAGAAAGAUCUCUUCUCUCUGCCUUCUACGCUCCCCAGGAGCUUUACGAGGCUGGCGCCAUCGAGCGUCUGAUUGCCGGGGCGACUGCUGGACAUUCCAGAAAGCCCUUGCCACCCGGACUCAAUGAAAUACUCUUGGGAAGGUACUUCCACGAUGGUAAAACCAAAGAAGUUGCCGUGGACUAUGCUGCACAGAUCAUCCAACAAGGAAGAGAUCACGGUCUGCCACCUUAUGCCAAGUGGCGAAAAUUCUGCGAUCUGCCUGAGGUCAAUAACUUCCAGGACCUAGUGGGAACCAUGUCCAAAGAAACCAUAGACAGACUCAGUAGCGUCUAUAGUGAAAUCCAAGAUGUCGACCUUGUCACCGGUGGGCUGUCCGAGGCUCCUGCAGAAGGUUCCGUCGUAGGACCCACUUUCCUCUGUCUUCUAGGAAAGACAUUCAGAAACCUUCGUCUAGGCGACAGGUACUGGUACGAGAAUGGAAACAGUAAAGGAGCAUUGACCCUGGACCAGUUGGAGGAAAUUCGAAAAAUAACCAUGGCCCGAAUUUUGUGUAACAAUGCUGACAACCUGAGAACCAUACAGUCCAGAGCGUUCAUACUGACGGAUCCUUUCUUAAAUGACGUGAGGAACUGCUCGACGUAUGAGAACGACGGUUUGGACCUGACAGCCUGGAAGGAGAAAUCGAGUGUGUCGUAACCAAGUGAUACUCCACUUUUUUCUUUCUAGCUCGCAAGUUCAAUGAGCCCUAAGUGGAUGCCAACCAAAGGGUGACUAAUAUUCACCAGAUCGGUACUAGCCAAUAAUACACAAUGCGUGUAAUAAUUACGCAAGUAUUCCGCAAACCCUCAUUUCUCGACUUUUAUUAACGGAACUGACCUCUAUCGGCCGAAUCUUUUAUUUCCCACGCUCCUGGACUCGCCGUUAACGCGAGCGCAUUAUCUUGGGAGAAAAACCACUAUGAUUAUUUCACUAUACUUCUUCUAUGAAUUCCGUUUCCGCGUUUUUCCCACACAAGGCAACACCACCGGCGAUUACUAAUGACUAUUAAUAUUUAACCUGAAUACCCUAAGGACAUUCCUCCAGGCACAAGUACAACGACUCUAGAAUAGCCCGGCAUUGUUAGCUCCUUGCUGGAACGAGGCUGGCGCAAAAACAUUAAUAAUUCAUAAAGAAACGUCAUUCUAUACUCUCCUACAAUAACGAGAUAUUUGACAUUUGCGUACAUUACGAGUUUCGUCGAAUUCUCCAGAAUGACAAUAAAAUUCAAGAGUCACGUUUCCUCGGCCUACCGUGUAGGUACAUAUUCAAUAUUGACAUGUAAGCUAUGGAAAUAAACGUUUAUAUGUAAUAUGUAACAUUGUACUGUAAUACUGAUCUAUUCCAAUGCUUAAAGAAAACGUAAGAGACUAAGGAAAAAUAUUCUUCGUGGAUUCGAUUUUUUUAAAUAGUUUCUAACGAUUACGUUAAGUCGAUUGAGAAUUCCUUCAAGUCGAGGAUAUCUCGUGAAAGAUUGUAAUUACCGGAAAGAUGGCUCCUACAGUCUCGUGGCGCUUGACAUUUAAGCUAGUCGUAAUAAACGCGAGCCCAUUAUAGUGUAUUCAACGUGACCAUCGAAUAAAGAUAUAUAUAUAUAUAUAUA